Cyprinodon variegatus (sheepshead minnow) is the source of this 1551-nucleotide messenger RNA. RefSeq names its product histamine H3 receptor-like. NCBI's taxonomy places the organism in Eukaryota, Metazoa, Chordata, Actinopteri, Cyprinodontiformes, Cyprinodontidae. Gene Ontology annotation, cellular component: membrane. Bases 1 to 1266 code for a protein of 421 amino acids. Gene Ontology annotation, biological process: adenylate cyclase-activating adrenergic receptor signaling pathway. The record is from RefSeq and is a predicted model, not a curated record. Gene Ontology annotation, molecular function: histamine receptor activity. The transcript is spliced from 3 exons.
AUGGGCGCGCACAUCCUGGAGUCCAACUCCAGCGCCAACCUGACGCCCGCGGUGUCCGAGGCUGGGAUCGUGCUGCCGGGGUACCUGGUGGUGAUCUUCUCGGUCCUCAUGGUGACCCUGGUUAUCGUGGUGGUGGCCGGGAACGCGCUGGUCAUCCUGGCUUUUAUCGUGGAUAAAACCUUGAGGAAUCAGAGCAACUACUUCUUUCUGAACCUCGCCAUCUCCGAUUUUCUUGUGGGUGCCUUCUGCAUCCCAGUCUACAUCCCCUACAACCUGACCGGCAGAUGGAUGCUGGGGAAAUGGCUCUGUAAGGUCUGGCUGGUCAUGGACUACCUGCUCUGCUCCGCCUCUGUCUUCAACAUCGUCCUCAUUAGUUAUGACCGCUUCCUGUCAGUCACCAGGGCAGUUAAAUACAGAGCUCAGAGGAAUAUCACUCGCCAGGCAGUGCUGAAGAUGGUGGCCGUCUGGGUUCUAGCUUUCCUCCUCUAUGGCCCAGCGAUCAUCUUCUGGGAGGCGAUCGUCGGCCAGAGCAUAGUCCCGGCCCACGAGUGCUACGCAGAGUUUUAUUUCACCUGGUACUUCCUGCUGAGCGCUUCCACCUUUGAGUUCUUCACGCCGUUCGUGUCGGUGGCUUUCUUCAACCUCAGCAUCUACCUUAACAUCCAUAGGAGGAACAAGAGUGGGAACGCUGGUGCUGAGGAGGAGGGCAAACCACAGAGGAGACAUAGGAACCACAGGGACGGUGGAGGGGGCUGGUCUGUGUUUUUCGUAAAGACUCGGAAGGUGACUUCCAGCGAGCCCGCCGCUAUCUCAGCGGUCAUAGAGGACGACGACAUCCUGUCCCCGUCCUCCAGCGGCUGCCCUGACACCAGUCAGAUUUUUGUGCAGAGGGAGAAAUUCUCUCCGCACAGAAAAAACUCCAGGCUGUUUCAGCCCACGGCUUCCUGCAUAGCGCCCGGCCGGAGGACUCCUGGAUCCCGCCUUUCCCGGGACAAAAAGAUUGCCAAAUCGUUGGCUAUUAUCGUCUGCAUUUUUGGAAUAUGUUGGGCUCCGUACACACUGCUUAUGAUCAUCCGGGCUGCCUGUGGCGGCGAAUGCGUGGCACACUACUGGUACGAGAUCACUUUCUGGCUCCUGUGGCUGAACUCGGCCAUUAACCCCUUCCUGUACCCUUUGUGCCACAGCAGCUUCCGUAGAGCUUUCUCAAAGAUACUCUGCCCAAAGAGACAGUCAGUGCAGCCUCAGAUUGAAAUUCAGUCCUGUUAGAUGAACUCAGCUGCCAUGUUUGUGAAUGCAGUAAAGUGUUGAUGGUCAUACACUGUAAAAAUCCAUACAAUGUUCUUCCAUGGAAAAAAGGUUUGAAUCUUAGAAGAAGUGGAUCACUUAUUAGGAUAGUUUGGGUAUUUGAAAGGAAGCUGCUGUGAGGUCUUUAUCAUGGACUGUUCUUCUUGUUAUAUCGGAGAAAGUGAAAGGAGAAGAAAUCCUACGAGCAAUGGAAGACUGUUAGCUUGUCUGACAGAAUUUUCAUAUUAAUGUUUGGUAGCAAUUUAA